Molecule: messenger RNA, 2919 nt
Organism: Stylonychia lemnae
Lineage: Eukaryota; Ciliophora; Spirotrichea; Sporadotrichida; Oxytrichidae
Source: the annotation of a GenBank genome assembly
AUGCAAGAAAUUUCUGAGAGCAUUACAAAAAUUAUUUACAAGCCUCCAUCUUAAUAACUUAACAGUGAAGAAAAGGUUCAAACUAUCAAAUUUGAUGAUGGCUUCGAAGACAAAACUAAAACUGAGAAUACUAUCCAAUUGUCACACGCCCUUUUGAAAUCAUCUAAUCCGGAUGCCUAAAAUUUACAAAAUUACUAUGAUUAAGAUCUGAAGAUAAUAGAUUAAGAAUAAACAAAUUUGUUUCAGGUACUAAAAACGCAGAUCCCUCACCAAGAACUCAAAAUUAUCAAAAAAAAUUAAGUUAAAAUGCCUGCUUAAAAUGUUACUAAAAAGAUCUAACAUUAGUAGAUCAAUGUAAAUAAAUAGUAUUCAUUUUCUCCACCUCUCCACUCUAAUUCAAAUGCCUUCAGUUAAACAUAGAAAAGUCAAACAUCAAAACUAUAAGUUAAUCCAUAAGAGAUAUACUAUAAAGUAUCAAGCGGGAAUACAAAUAAAACUCCACCAUAGCCAGAUAGUCAGAAAUCAAAAAAGAUUGAUAAUCCUCUUAAUUCUGCUCCAAAUUGUGAACCAAGUGAAAUAUAUAAGGCAAUGCCGAAUUCAGAGAAAAAAUCUAUAAGAUCAAUCAUUAGUAGCAUUUAGAAUUCAAAGCAAUCCAACAUGAAGCUUUUUAAAGACUAAAUAUAAUUUAUCUAGAACCAUUAACCCAAUAUGUCCAGAAGCUCAUCUAACUCUUCAUAAUUAAUGAAAAGUCUUUCAGUCUCAAGCUUUCAUGCAGCCUUGCAGAUUCAUCAGCAUCAUUAAUCUCAAGCUUAAGACAAAUCCUAAAUUAAUGGACCUUCAUCUAGAGGUUAGAAUGAUAAGACUGAGAUUCUUAAACUUCAGCUGAAACCUCAUGCAUAAAGCAGUACAGAUAAUACAAAGUACAUGCCAAGUGAAAUCUAUCAAAAUGUAUCUGGAAGGCUGAUAAACAGUCCAAAGAAAAUGCAUUCACAAAUAAAUUGCUCCUCAACUCUCCCUCCUGUUAAUAGAAAACAAAUUGUAACAACUAGUGAAUCAAGCAUGAGUCCACUUUCUAAAACAAAGAAAAUCAGCUCUCCAGCAUUUGAAUAAAUCAAGCUUAAUUAGAUGAAUAACUCUUCUGAAACAAGAGAAAAGCAGAUCAAUGCUUCCUCAAUACAUAAAUCAUUUAUAAGUCAACUUUCCAAAAGAAAUUCAGUUAAUCCUCAUGAUAGUCACUCCUUCAAAAGUAAUAGCCCUGGUCUCCCUAGUCCUAUGAAAUAAAACACACUUACAAGACUGCCAAUGACUAAUUAAACUAGACAUAGGCCCGACCAUAGCUCGCCUAGUAAAAUUCUAUCAAGCAGCUUUCAAAUAAUGAAUACCUCUCGUAUUUAAUAAUCCAAAGAUGAAGUAAAUUUGUUUGGAGCAGCAGAAAAGCUAGAGAUUGAAUUGAUUGAUAACAUCAAUGAGAAUUCAAAAGAAAGUCUCAACAAAGAUUCAAGUUCUAUAUCAUUUGAUAAGCUAACGAACAAUAUUAAUGAUGUUAAUGUCUUGAGCUUUGAUAAUGAUUCAUAUAAGCCCAAAGAAUAAAACACUCAGUUACUUAAAAGUUAGAUAUUAAAUGCUCAGAAAAGAAUACCAGAGGAUUUCACAGAGACUCUUAGAUAGGUUACUAACAAUAAUCAUGCUCAAGAGUUUCAUAGAUAUUGCUUUUAAACCUUAUUAAAAAAGAAAAACAGGAAAAUCAGAAAUAUCUAUUAAUAAAAUAUUCCAGUAUAUCAGAGGUAGCCCUCUAUGAGUGAAAAAACAUUUGACACUUAGAGUUAAUCUUCUAAAUAAAGCAAUAAUGCUUCCAAAAGUAAGGAUUUAGGAUCACUAUACAGAUCUAUGAUACAAGAUAUAAAGAUAUUUGACCCAUUUGAAGUUGAUACCAUCAUUGAUUAAGCCCAACAAGAUUAAUUUCCAAUAGUCUCAGCAAAGGCUUGGGCUAUAUCUGAAACGAAGAAAGGUGUUAUCAUGCAUGGAAAAGAUUAAACAUUUUAAAGAGAAAUGGCUAGCUUAACGAAAAUAAUGACUGCUUAUACUAUUUGCAGACUAUUAAAUGAACUUAACAUAAACAAUCCAAGAAAUGUAUAUUUAAGAGUAUCAAAGAAAGCAGCCUUUAUGACAGGUACUACAGCUUUUUUAAAAGUAGAUUAAAGAAUAAAUGUGUAUGACUGUCUACACGCUUUACUCUUACCAUCUGGCAAUGAUGCUGCUAUCGUUUUAGCAACAGCCUUUGGGAAAUGGCUCUAUUUUGCUAAUGAAAAACAGAAAAAAUAAAUCAAUGGUAAUCCUGUGCCAUAAGUAUCCGAAUUGAAUUAAAACUAAGGGGUUCCUUUAGUAAGCUUUGAAUAUGGGCACGAUGAGUACAUUCAAGCCUUUGUGUAAGAAAUGAAUAAGCAAGCGAAAAAGCUGAAACUAGAUAAACCUAAUUUUUCGAAUCCCCAUGGUUUAUCUGAAAAAGCAAAUCAUGCUAGUCCUUCAGAUAUAUGUAUUAUUACAGCAAAUGCAAUGAAAUAUGAUCUUUUUAAAGAAAUAGUCGGAAGAAAGUAAUAUGAAUGCAUCGUGAUAUCUAAAUUUGGAGAUCCAGUUAAUUAUCAGUGGACUAAUUCAAACAAACUAUUAAACUCAUACUUUCAAGGCGUAAAGACUGGUAUUACGCCUACUGCAGGACCGUGUCUGUGCUGUGACUUUAGCUAUAUGGAUUUUAGUGCAAUUGCUUGUAUCAUGGAUGCUAAAAAUGUGGACAUUAGAUGGAAAGAAAUGGCAACAUUGAUGCUAUGGGCACUUGAUAAGCAUAUUAAAAGAGCAUAUAUGAAUAACUUAUUCGCACCGGUAAAUUACAUAAACUCGGGAAAGAAAAUGAUUUAAAAAUGA